Molecule: messenger RNA, 908 nt
Organism: Rhodamnia argentea
Lineage: Eukaryota; Viridiplantae; Streptophyta; Magnoliopsida; Myrtales; Myrtaceae
Product: autophagy-related protein 8B-like
Exons: 6
Coding region: 16-711 (231 amino acids)
Biological process (GO): cellular response to nitrogen starvation
Source: RefSeq, a predicted model, not a curated record
GCUAUCAACAUACAUAUGAAUACAGAGUUACGUGUUCGCAACGGAAACGAGCGCCGGUCAAUUUCUGUCGCCAUUAGAAAUUGCCAGGACCCUGUCCUUCGGUUCCCCGGAGAAAACCAUAAUUUUUGCCUCUGCGUGCCGAUAAGCGCGUGCAAUCGUCUCCCGUCCUUUUGUUCCUCCCAAUCUGUCAGUCGUUUGAGUCCAACCCAUCUCUUGUUCUGCUCUGCUCUCCUCAUUCCCAUCUCCAGUCUCGCCUUCUUUUGUCCCCUCUUCGGGAGUGAUCGCAGUUGGGCAGCAGCUGAUAUGGCCAAUAGCGAUUUCAAACUUCAACGCCCCUUUGGUCUGUUGUCGACCCCCUCCACAAAUCCCCCCUCCCUGCUUAAAAUGAGGCGAGCAGAAGCUGCUAGGAUCAGAGAGAAGUAUCCAGAUAGAAUACCUGUGAUUGUGGAGCGUGCUGAUAGAAGCAACAUCUCUGACAUUGAUAAGAGGAAAUACCUUGUCCCUGCUGACAUAACUGCAGGGCAGCUUGUUUAUGUUGUUCGCAAAAGAAUCAAGCUUAGUCCUGAGAAGGCUCUGUUCAUCUUUGUCAAGAACACUCUACCUCCUACUGCUUCCUUGAUGUCAGCGAUAUAUGAGGAAUUCAAGGACGAGGAUGGCUUUCUUUACCUGACUUACAGCGGAGAAAAUUCUUUUGGAUUCCGUGCAGAGUAGCUUGGACGAGUAUAGAUACCUGAAAGUGUAGAUAUUGGUCGAUGCGCCGAUUCAUUAGUUCAUUGUUUGAUUAGGUUCGAGGUGAUAUUAUCUUUUCUUCUUAAUAGUAAUACCGUCUGCUUAAUCUGUCUGUAACUAUUGCUUGGACUGAUGAAAACUGGACUGGUCUGUUUUCUAUGAAGACGAACCAUGUGUUA